GUCCUCGCGCAGUGCGCUUGCUUGUCACUUCCCCACUCUAAAAUCACUAAGGAUAACACAGGUGCUCGAGACACAUCAACGACACGACGGAGUCCAUUUAAGACGCAGUGUGUAGAAUUAAAUGUUUUUACAGGUCUAGGUCAGUCCGACAGGUACGCUGGAAGGGACGUUGUUUUUCUGACGUAUGCUUGUGUUCAACAUGGAUUAAUAAGCAGCCGGUGAGGCUUCAUACAGUGCAGUUGCCCGUAGAUGAACGACCCGCAUCAUGCCGCCGGGGGUUUUCUGCGACCUGCAGGAUGUCUGGGAGAAGGAGGGUCGGGAACAGGUCACUAUGGAGUUCCUCCUGCCAACGGGAAUCUACCUCAGUUUUCCCGUAGCAUGCAGUGAUACCAUUGCCACAAUUAAAAAGAUAUUGUGGAAGAAUGCCCGGAGUGAGCCGCUCUUCAGCAUCCUGAGCAGUCCCGAUGCCUAUGUGUUUACCUGCAUCAACCGCACGGCAGAGCGGGAGGAUCUGGAGGAUGAGCAGAGGCGACUGUGUGAAGUACGGCCCUUCCUGCCUGUCUUCAGGCUGGUUGCACGCGAAGGAGACCGAGUGGAGAAGCUCAUCAACACCCAGAUCAGCCUGCUCCUGGGGAAAGGCCUGCACGAGUUUGACACCCAAAAGAACCACGAGGUAAACGAGUUCCGGGCGAAAAUGCGCUCCUUCUGCGAGGAGAAAGCUCAAGAUCGGCAUCUGUUGCCAUGGCACCAGUGGAUGGAGUACAACUUUCCCUGUGACUUGGAGCCGUUCUCCCCGGUGGCUCAAUGUGGGAAGGCACACACAAGCACCAAAAAGAUUUUUAUCAAUGUCAAGUUUGAGGCCAGCGAGGAGAGCUUCAUGCUGCAGUUGGACCCACAGGAUCUGCCCCUGGUUUUGAUGAAGAGUGCACUCCGGAAAAAAGCCACGGUAUUCCGUCCAGUCAAGCAGGACAAGCUCGAGGAUUACACCCUACAGGUCACCGGGAGAUGGGAGUUCAUCUAUGGGAAAUACCCGCUGUGCAGGUUCAAAUACAUUUUCUCGUGCUUGUACGGAGGCCAGACUCCCCAUCUGACCAUGGUGCAUCACUCUACUAUCUUAAAAUACCAGGAGGAGCAGGGAGGCUUGAGCAACCACAUGUCCAAGAGCCGCUCUCAGUCUAAACCUCCACCUCUGCCUCUGAAAAAGCAAAACACUUUAUCGCUGUGGUCCAUACACGAGCCCUUCUUCAUCCACCUGCUGCAUGGCACUCGUGUAAACGCUGAUGAGAGCAUGAAGCUGGUGGUGCAGGCAGGCCUUUUCCAUGGCAGCGAGCUUCUCUGUAAAGUAGUAACCAGCAGCGAGGUCACCGUGUGCUCCGACCCGGUGUGGGACCAGAAGCUUUCGUUCGACAUCCACCUGUGUGACCUUCCUCGCAUGACACGCCUCUGCUUAGCCCUCUAUGGAGUUCUCGACAAGCCCAGGAAGCAGCGGUCAACCAAAAAGAAGAACAAAAAGGCUGACUGUCCUUUGGCCUGGGUCAACACCAUGCUGUUUGACUAUAAGGACCAGCUGAAGACAGGAGAGAUCUUCUUGUCCACUUGGCCAUCAGCUCCAGAUGACAAAGGUGAUCUGCUGAAUCCUAUGGGCACAGUGGAGAAAAACCCCAACAUGGACAGCUCUGCAGGCCUCCUCAUUCACUUCCCCAGUUUCAAGCCACAUCCUCUUUACUUCCCUCCUUUGGAAAAAUUGCAUGAAGUAAACGGAGAGAAGGCAGUUGUCACGAAGGAGGAGCAUCUAAAACUGAAAGAGAUAGUGGACAAUAAAAACCACACCGACUUCUUUGAGGACGAGAAAGAGCUGCUGUGGAAGUUGCGUGGGGAGGUCAGAGCGAAUUACCCAGAGAGCCUCUCCAAACUGCUACUCAUCACCAAGUGGAAUAAACGCGAGGAUGUCGCCCAGAUCGUGGCUCUGUUACAGAAAUGGCCAGACCUGCCAGCUCUGCAUGCUCUGGAGUUGCUGGACUAUACUUUCCCCGACCCCCAUGUCCGCUCGUUCACCAUCCGCUGCCUCAGGAAGCUGCGUGAUGACGAACUCUUCCAGUACCUCCUGCAGCUGGUCCAGGUUCUGAAGUAUGAGCCAUACCUGGACUGUGACUUGACCACCUUCCUCCUAGAGCGAGCUUUAUCUAAUAAAAGGAUAGGCCACUUCCUAUUUUGGCAUCUCAAGUCUGAACUGCAUGUGCCCUCUGCCAGUCUGAAAUUUGGCCUUAUUCUGGAGGCUUACUGCAGAGGAAGCAUCUACCACAUGAAGACUCUCAUGAAGCAGAAUGAGGCUCUGAGUAAAAUGAAAGCUCUGAAUGACUUUGUGAAGUCAGCCUUUCAGAAGUCGGCAUCCAGAUUGCAGAUUACAGAGGACAUGAAACUGUGCAUUAAACAGGACACGUACUUGGAGGCGCUGUCUGGCGUCUUGUCCCCACUCAACCCGAGCAUCAUCCUCUCUGAAAUCUGCACGGACAGGUGUAAAUUUAUGGAUUCUAAGAUGAAGCCUCUCUGGCUGAUGUACAAGAACAAGUGCGUCCAGUCAGACACGUCAGGCAUUAUCUUCAAGAAUGGAGACGAUCUGAGACAAGAUAUGCUAACUCUUCAAAUGAUCCAGCUAAUGGACAUUCUGUGGAAGUCUGAAGGGCUGGACCUUAGAAUGAUCCCCUACGGCUGUUUGUCCACCGGCGAUAAGACUGGGCUUAUAGAGGUAGUGAAAAACUCUGACACCAUCGCAAACAUCCAGAGAAACAAGAGCAACAGCGCUGCCACUGCAGCCUUCAACAAAGAUGCUCUUCUAGACUGGCUCAAAUCCAAAAACCCAGGGGAUAAACUGGAGCAAGCCAUUGAGGAGUUCACACUGUCCUGUGCAGGCUACUGUGUAGCUACUUAUGUUUUGGGAAUUGGGGACCGCCACAGUGACAACAUCAUGAUCCGGGAGAAUGGUCAGUUAUUCCAUAUAGACUUCGGGCAUUUUUUGGGGAACUUCAAGGCGAAGUUUGGGAUCAACCGAGAACGUGUGCCUUUUAUUCUGACUUACGACUUUGUCCACGUCAUUCAGCAGGGCCGGACUAACAACAGUGAGAAAUUUGAACGUUUCCGUGAGUGUUGUGAACAGGCCUAUAAGAUCCUGUGUAGAAAUGGAACUCUAUUCGUCAACCUCUUUGCCUUGAUGAGAGCUGCAGGUCUCCCUGAGCUCAGUUCCUCCAAAGACAUUCAGUAUCUAAAGGAUUCCUUAGCACUCUGCAAAACUGAGGAGGAAGCACUGAAGAAUUUUAAAGUGAAGUUCAAUGAAGCUUUGCGAGAGAGCUGGAAGACCAAGGUGAACUGGAUGAUGCACACUUUUGCCAAAGAUAACAGAUGAACUCCGGCAUGUUGAAGCAGAGGCUUAGGCAUGUCAUUCAAUUCAAGUCCUGUUUUUAAAGACAAGAUUUGAAGCAGAUCCAGAACUAGUUUCUUGUAAAGUGGAAAUGCCACUGUUGACUGUCUGUCUGUCUGUCUGUCUGUCUUUUUCUGUAUUGUUUACUUGUUAAUGUCUUCACUGCAAUUCAGUGAAGAUCUGCAGCUACACAAUGUCUGUAUGAAUUAAUUGAGAAACAUAAGCAACUCUUCAUUGAUCCUCGAUAAUUUAUCCUUAUUGACCUGAUGCUUGGUAUCGCACUGGAAAAAUGUUUUUGAACUUUGAACAUGGGAUUUGAGAAAGCAGGAGUAUUUAUAACAGUUGUACAUAAGAGAUUGACUACUGGCCAGGAGAAAGAAACACACAGUGUUUCAUAGCGUUUACAUUCCAUCCUGCUUAAAGUUUUACUUUAUCUAUUUGUACUUGAAUGUUUUGGUUGUAAAUAUUCUUUAUUUUGUGACUUGUAUUUUGGUAUUUAAAGUUUUGAGCAGUAUUUUGGAUUCUUUUUUAAUUAUGUGCAUAAAGGAAAAAUCAUGAGAUCGUUCAUAAUUAUGGAUUUAAGACAGCAUUUAUACUGGAGAAAAGCAGAACUGAGCCUGUAAUGUUUCGCGUCUCGGAUAUUUGUGACCUGUGGAACUGAGAUAUUUAUUAUGAUCUAAAGAGUUUCUGCACAUUUUCUCCGUGUGUAUGGGUUUCCUCUGGGUUUUCUAGUUUCCUCCCACCUCCUAAAAACUAGUGAGAGCUAUCUUGUUGAUCGGUUAUGUUUAAUUGUCCAUCGGUGUGAAUGAGUGUGUACGAUACCUUGCACUGGACCGUAAUCCUGUCCGGUUACUGGGACAGGCUUCGGAUCCACCGUGACCCUGACCAGGAUGCAGCAGUUACCGAAGACUGAAGAAUAAAUAAAUGAAUGGAUACUUUAGUGUAUGUUUUCCAGACACAUGUCGACCCAGGAUGUUCCACAAUUUAUUCAUUGUGUGUUCUCUCCACAAACAUAGAUCAGUUGAAAUGAUCUACCUCUUUGGUAAACAACAUGGUAAAUUUUAUUUUAUUUUUUUGGUCCUGGCAGUUUAAAGAGUCGCUAAGUAUUGAAAACAACGUGUCUACGUUUGUGAUGAACUUCACUCAUACACUUUUGAGCUAUUUUUUGUUUGUGUAAAAUCGCACUCCUAUUCUUAAUAUUUAAGUGCAGCUAUGUAUUUCGUUGUGAUUCAUUUUGAUGUCGAGAUUAAAUCUGCCUUAUUUUCACAAUGUUAGCAGUAAAUAACAUGAUGUAUUCUUUUAUGACCUGAAUGGUGUCAAAUGUGUCAUUGUUUGUUUGAG
This is a messenger RNA of Tachysurus fulvidraco (yellow catfish), 4756 nucleotides long. It is a transcript of the gene pik3cd, whose product is annotated as phosphatidylinositol-4,5-bisphosphate 3-kinase, catalytic subunit delta. Gene Ontology annotation, cellular component: plasma membrane; cytoplasm; phosphatidylinositol 3-kinase complex. The coding region runs from base 266 to 3400 and encodes 1044 amino acids. Gene Ontology annotation, biological process: phosphatidylinositol-mediated signaling; cell migration; phosphatidylinositol-3-phosphate biosynthetic process. Gene Ontology annotation, molecular function: 1-phosphatidylinositol-3-kinase activity; 1-phosphatidylinositol-4-phosphate 3-kinase activity. The transcript has 23 exons. The record is from RefSeq and is a predicted model, not a curated record. Lineage: Eukaryota; Metazoa; Chordata; Actinopteri; Siluriformes; Bagridae.